Molecule: messenger RNA, 1610 nt
Organism: Cercocebus atys (sooty mangabey)
Lineage: Eukaryota; Metazoa; Chordata; Mammalia; Primates; Cercopithecidae
Gene: RPL7L1
Product: ribosomal protein L7-like 1
Exons: 4
Coding region: 752-1204 (150 amino acids)
Biological process (GO): maturation of LSU-rRNA from tricistronic rRNA transcript (SSU-rRNA, 5.8S rRNA, LSU-rRNA)
Cellular component (GO): cytosolic large ribosomal subunit
Molecular function (GO): RNA binding; structural constituent of ribosome
Source: RefSeq, a predicted model, not a curated record
UAAAGUGCUGGGAUUACAGGCGUGAGCCACCGCGCCCGGUCUGUAUAACGGUUUUAGAUGGCAAGGAAGCAAGUUGUAGUUUUCGGUCCAGCAGUAAUAGUAACAAACAUAGUGCUGACAGACACUGCUAAACGCUUUACGCUUUAUAUAAUCUCCUGUAAUCCUCGUAACGCCAUUAGGUAGACCUAUUAUUACUGUAUACCCAUUUUAUGGGUAAUGAAGCCGCAGUACAGAGGGGUUAAAUAACGUCUUCAAGGAUCCAUCGACGGAGCAAAGCAGACGGAAUCGCAGCUACCUGUUUUACCACUCUAAGUCCUCAACAAACACUUGCACCUACAUGUGAGAGCCAAAACCAUAGCCUCCAAAUUUUUCCACAGAGCGAAAAGGUUCCGUGCAAUUUUUCUGUCUUCCUCCUCAGAGACGCAGCAGAGCCGCGCCGGAAGUACGGCGCCUUCGCUAGAGCGGACGCCAUAGGUGCAUUGUGGGAAGCACUUUAUUGUCCACAGCGAAGCUGUUUGUGAUGAAACUGUAACUUACCAAAAAAAGGGCUGGGUUUUGAAAAUGAUACAGGCUCUAAAAACCCUGGAAGCGCUGCAACUUUUGGCAGGAAUCGGGGUUAGCAGGACCUCAGCGGCUCACUGCGGCUAAGUGAACGCUGACUGUCUGGGUCCUCCAGCGUGAGUUAGAACAGACAUCUCUAUGGUCAAGGAAACAGAGCGAGUGCUGUCUUCCCCAUGUGUUGGGGUUGCGCAUGAUCAGUAGCUGCACCACUAGAAAGAUGGCGGAGCAAGAGCAAAGAAAAAUCCCUUUGGUUCCAGAAAAUCUGCUGAAAAAGAGGAAGGCUUAUCAAGCCCUCAAAGCCACCCAGGCAAAGCAGGCACUUUUGGCAAAGAAGGAGCAGAGGAAAGGAAAAGGGCUCAGGUUUAAGCGACUGGAAUCAUUCCUACAUGAUUCCUGGCGGCAGAAACGUGACAAGGUGCGUCUCAGACGACUAGAAGUGAAACCUCAUGCCUUGGAAUUGCCAGACAAACAUUCCUUGGCCUUUGUUGUACGCAUGGAAAGGAUUGAUGGCGUGAGUUUAUUGGUGCAGAGAACCAUUGCAAGACUUCGCCUAAAGAAAAUUUUUAGUGGUGUCUUUGUAAAAGUCACCCCCCAGAACCUAAAAAUGCUGCGUAUAGUGGAACCUUAUGUGACCUGGGGGUGAGUGAGGUUUUCCAUGUGAAUUCACAUUAGAUUUCUAUUUGAGUGUGUCAGGCUGCACCGGGUAUUGCUCUCCAGGGCUCAUGUUGCUGUAGAAGGGACAUUUUGCUGUGACCUCAGCCAGCCUGAAAUCAGUGGGUAGCUGUAACAACCAUGGGACACGGGGUAGGGAGGGGUCUUAAGAGUACCAUGGUAGGGCUGGUGCCGUCGUAGGCUAAGGCUGGGUCAAGGAGAGAUCAGUUCUUGGAAGUCUUAAAGCAGAGCUAAAGGCAGUGCUUGUAUAAGAGUAGUAUUCCUGGCCGGCCAUGGUGGCUCAUGCCUGUAAUCCCAGCACUUUGGGAGGCCGAGGCGGGUGGAUCACAAGGUCAGGAGAUUGAGACCAUCCUGGCCAACAUGGUGAAACCCCAGUC